This is a messenger RNA of Colias croceus (clouded yellow), 1924 nucleotides long. RefSeq names its product protoheme IX farnesyltransferase, mitochondrial (gene Cox10). Gene Ontology annotation, cellular component: mitochondrial membrane; mitochondrion. NCBI's taxonomy places the organism in Eukaryota, Metazoa, Arthropoda, Insecta, Lepidoptera, Pieridae. Gene Ontology annotation, molecular function: protoheme IX farnesyltransferase activity. The coding region runs from base 162 to 1391 and encodes 409 amino acids. The record is from RefSeq and is a predicted model, not a curated record. The transcript has 8 exons. Gene Ontology annotation, biological process: heme biosynthetic process.
AAAAGGCAACAAAAUAACCUAUAAAACAAAUAGAAUUCGAUAUAAUAAUAUCGAUUAUUGUUAUAGUGAAACACAUAUAACUAUUAAGUUACAACCUUGAUUAUAAAAUCAGUGGUCAGGAUGUUAACCUAAAAGGAAAACAAAUAUACAAAUUCCUUACCAUGACCUAUCUUAAGCUUAUACGCUGUACUUUAUAUUUUAAAAAUGGUGUAAAAGACCUUUCACCAAAAUCAGUGCUAUUAAAAAUUGGUAAUGGGCAACAAACCAACAUCGCUAGAAUAUCAACAACACACCACCUUAGCAGUAAUUUACCGUUGACAAGCCAAACACAGCCCACAGUUACCAAAAAGAAAAGUAAAAAUGUUCCUCAAGAUACUAGAGUGUGGAAGGAAACUCCGACCCAUGAUGUUAAGAAUAACUUAGUCCAAUAUUGUAUGAUGCUGUCGAAGUUUCGUCUAACUUCAUUAGUAGUAAUGACAUCAAUGGCGGGCUACGCCCUAGCGCCCGCGCCGUUCGAGCUAACGACAUUUGCGCUCUGUGCGGUGGGCACAGGACUCGUCAGUUCUGCGGCAAAUUCCAUAAAUCAGUACCAUGAAGUACCAUUUGAUGCUCAGAUGUCGAGAACUAAGAAUAGGGUGCUUGUCAAGGGGCUGUUGGAGCCAGCGCACGCAAUUGGUUUCGCAGCAGUGACUAGCGCGACGGGGCUUGGUAUCCUCUAUCUAGGAGUAAAUCCUCUCACUGCGGCAUUGGGUGCAGCGAACUUGGUGCUUUAUACCUCUAUAUAUACGCCUAUGAAAAGAAUGUCAAUAUUAAAUACGUGGUUGGGAUCAGUAGUUGGUGCGAUCCCCCCUCUAAUGGGUUGGGCGGGGUGUUCAGGCUCGCUGGACAUGGGCGCGCUAGUACUCGGCAUUAUACUGUUCUCGUGGCAGUUUCCCCACUUCAACGCUCUGUCGUGGAACCUGAGGCCGGACUACUCGAGAGCGGGGUAUAGGAUGAUGGCGGUUACUGAUCCUGCGUUAUGCAGAAGAGUGGCUCUACGGCAUACGGCUGUAAUAACAGCGACGUGUCUAGCGGCGCCCUAUCUUGGUGUUACCAACAUGUGGUUUGCGGCCGAAUCUUUACCAUUAAAUAUAUACUUUUCGUACUUAGCCUGGCAAUUCUAUAAAAAAUCAGACAGUGGUAGUUCAAGAAAACUGUUCAGAUUUUCGUUAAUACAUUUACCAGCACUUAUGUUACUUAUGCUUGUCAAUAAGAAAUAUUGGAGCUCUGCUGAUACGCAGGAAAAUGAAUUACAAAAAUCGGAAGUGAAAUUACCAGAGACAAAACGAAUCACAGUGUUGCCACGUGGACCGGUUGUAGCCGCGCAAGAGGCUGAAUAUAAUGAUAAAUGAUGUUUUUCUUUUAAAACAUAGUUUAAUGAUCCAGUGAUUCUCUAAUCGCUAUAGGUUGCGACUUCCUUGAUGUUGUUUGGAUGUUAGACGUAAGAUUUGAUUUACUUUAAAAAUUCUUUUGAAAUGAUAUUUUUCAAGUCCAAUGUUUAUGCUGUCUAAAAUGUUUAUUUUAACCUUUUAACAUAGCUUUAAUUAGAGCUAUAACGAAUCCUAGUAGUUUUUAUUAUUUAUUAAUCCUGUAAUAUCAAUAGAAGUCACAGCCUAUUCCAAAUUUAUUACAAUAGUUAUUGUAUGAAUAUUUACUCAGAGCUUGCGAAAAGCACUGGAUCUUAGAAUAUAAUAGUAGACUUUUCUUUCUGUAAAUAAUGUACAAUGUCAUUUUGUGAUUUUAUUUAUAGAGCUUGUGUAAGAUAAAUCGAUCCACGAGAUUGUAAGUUAUAUUUUUUGAUGUUGUUGAUGAUACAUUGUAGUCACUUUAAUUUAUGAAUCAGGACGGCAAAUAAAAUACAGCGUUUAAUAAAUCCUUAAAUUUA